CGGAUUAGUGCUCGGCUUUUGGUUUGUACUUAUUUUAACAUGAUUCUAGUUAUUCAUCCAUUUGAGUGUUUGCUUGUAAUAAUCAGAUACAUUCAAUUGUAUUGCUUUUAAGUCUCCAAGUCGGUAAAUUAGAUAAUUAUAGCUUUAUGGUGAUUGGAUCAAAACAUAUAAAAGUUUCUUUCUUGCGAAGAGGUGGGGAGAAAGUAAGGGGAAGGGGUAUGCUGUAGGUUGAUGCCAUUUUUGUACCCUAAAAGAACUUGGGUACUAUAUAUAGGUUCAGCUUAAUCAAAGCAAUGAUUCUGUUUUUAAUUCAAUAACUUUAACCUGUUAACGUUAUACAUAUACACUUUCAUUUGGUUACUGUUAUUGUCGUUACUAUUGUUGAAUGACAGUGCCAGGGUGUUCUUGUGAGCAAAAUGGGUGAUGCAAAGAAGAACUAUUUUUCUGGAAGUUGUCCCGAGUUUGGUGCAAUCUUCAUGUUGGACAAUGCAACAAAAAAGGAAUGUUUAAGAAGGAAAGUUUUUGCCCUCCCAUAUUCGCAGUCAUACUUUGUGAAACAGGUUAAAGCCGGGAUGAUUCUGUUCCACUUUGAAUUUGAGAGUAGAGAACUGCAUGGUGUGUUUCAAGCAUGCUCUGACGGUGCAAUGAAUAUUCUGCCUUGUGUACUUAGUUCGUCAGGGAAACAAUUGCCUGCUCAGGUUAAAUUCACCCUCACGUGGUACUGUCAUCCACUUUCUGAAAAUGAAUUUUGUGAUGCUAUCAGAGAAAACUAUUUUUCAAAAACCAAGUUUAACUUUGGACUCUCUGAAGAUCAGGCGCGAAGGCUUUUAUCGUUGUUCAGUUUGAAGAGGAUGAAAGAUCAGGCACCUCCACGUUGGUUGACCGAAAGUAAAGUUGCAAGGCAAAGUGGGUACUCUACAAGAAAAAAUAGAAGACUAAUUGAUAAGUCUCCAAAGAGAAACCAAGUCCUAAGUGAAUAUGGUGUGGACAAUCAUCACGGACCAGAUAUUUCCACUAUUCCCCGACGGAACUCUUUCUAUAAUGGCGACAGACCUUUUGAUGAUGGCAAAUUUGGUAUGUACGCGGAUGUUGGAUAUGAGCAUAAAGCAAGUGCCUUCUUAAAUAAGUCUUUUCGGGAUCCUGUGGGUAAGGUUGGAGGGGUCAUAGCUUCUGCUGAAUAUGCCACAAGUGACUGGGUGGACACUGAAUGGAAAAAUGGUACUAAGCUUCAAGAAACAGUUUCAGUUGGAUAUUCUUCAGGUAAUGUCAUAAGCAACUCCAAUGAUGUUAGGUUUGCACAGAGUGAUGGAAUUGAAACUAAAUGUUACAAGGAUGAUGGUUUUCCACCAUCCAUGUCAACAGCCUAUCCCAGUUUUUUUCAAUCUAAAGUUGAUCCACAUGUUCUAGAAACAGAUUCAUUUAUCAAUGAUGUAACUAGGCCAUCUUCAAUGUUCCUUCAAACAGAUUCAUUUAUCAAUGAUGUAACUAGGCCACCUUCAAUGUUCUUUCCCUCGAUGGAGAUGCAAAAUUCCAAUAUUAGUUAUCCAAUGAAUUUUGAAGAUUCAGUUGUUGCAAAUAGUCUUUGUUAUGGUUCUGAUGUCCCUACUAUGAAUUAUAGGGGCUGCUCAUCUUUGGGGUUCAAUCAGGGCCUUGCUUCAUUGCAAGAUGCUAGUCAUGAUAAUUUUGUUGGUCACGUCAUUGGUACUUCCCAAAAUCAAUCAUUUAUUUCAUUGUUAGAGACUAGAAGAACACCCAUAACCUCUGAUGUCAACUCUGGUUCUAGGGGCUUCGUUACCUUGCACUAUUUUAAUUCAUAUGAACACUCCAGCAGGACUAUCCCGCAAAGACCUGAGUAUAUAGAUAACCUAGCAGCUGGAUACUCUCAAAUCAAAUGCUCUGGAGAUCUUUCCCUUCCGAAACCCUCUUUAGCACCUGUCCCUUUUGAAAUUAGAAAUAAUGGUAGGAUUGGUGAGCAUUCAUCAUCUUAUAGAACCAGUCCUAGCAAGUUCCCUUUCCUUACCUUUUCUGACAGUUAUCCUGCGAUAUUGCAAGAUAGACAUGAUUUUCAAGUGCAAGAGUGUGACAGGUAUCCUACGUUAUUACAAGGCAGACAUGAUUUUCAAGAUCAAGAGCGUGACAGGUAUCCUAUGUUAUUACAAGACAGACAUUAUUUUCAAGUGCAAGAGAGUGAAAAUGAUGCACAAUUUGGUAAUGAUGGUUUUAUGUUUAAAGAGUGCCAGCCCCAUGGUGAAUUGUUUCAUAAUGAUAACAGAACAAUCAAGGAUGAAAGAUUGGCUAUAUACAAUAGGGCGGAAUAUCAGAACAAAGUGGUCCAGCAGCAGCUGGAUGUUCAUGAACCGACAAAUGCGGACUACCAUGAAGUUACUUCAGUGAGUCCUGCUCUGUAUCAGGAUUCUGAUUGCCAGGAGAAAAGGAGUAGUGUGUUUUCUCGCUUGGCUUUGCCUCGUAAGUUACGUAAAAAAGAAAAGAACACAUCUCCUAGCACUACUGACAUCAAUAGGCAUACCUCAAUUAAUGAAAACAUGGACAUGCUGCACCGAAACCAUAACCAUUGGGUGGAUACAGUUGAUAAACCGAUAGUCAAACACAGUGCUGCCGCUACCAACCUUAGGGAUAAAAAGCAGGCCACUAGGAAAGAUGAUCCUGCUAUGAUCUCAGAGGAGAUGAAUCUGAAGUCUACCUCAUUCAGCAAGGAGAAUAGCAGCCAAAAAAUUGGAGAGGUGACUUUUGUCGAUUUCAAACGUCGUAGUGCGGUGAGAAAGAAUCUUGAAGAUGAUAAGACUGGAAACCAUUGUGGAACUCAGAAUGAAAGGAAUGCAGCAGCUGCACAACGUAAAAAGAGAAAAUUGAUUAGGCCAGACUUCUGUGAGAGUGUGUCAUCUGACGGGCAUAUCAAGUGA
Molecule: messenger RNA, 2921 nt
Organism: Hibiscus syriacus
Lineage: Eukaryota; Viridiplantae; Streptophyta; Magnoliopsida; Malvales; Malvaceae
Exons: 3
Coding region: 417-2921 (834 amino acids)
Source: RefSeq, a predicted model, not a curated record